GUAAACAGUAAGUAAUGCUGAGUCGGUUCUUAAAACGUUGUGAAUAAUAAAGUAUUAUGAUUUUGUAGUUGCAAAAUUCCUACAAAUGGUUUUGCCCGUUUUCUAUCCAAUCACGUAAAAAAAUUGGGGUGUGGCUGUCUGUGAUUGGUCCAAGGUGGUAGAAGCUUCUAGAACGGUGGAGAAUUCGUCCCUUUUCCCACGGGACUUCUGAGUGAUCGGACGUGUCUGUCAGAGCUCUGUGAGAAAAGGUUUUCCUUGGUUUCUGCACCCAGAGGAUCGGCUGAUUUUCGCCAGAGAAGGAUCUCUACUGCCUGUUACUUCGACCAAAAGAGGAUUUAACUCCAUCUAUUUCCACGAAGAGUUUUUAAUUCUCCACCUAUCCCCCCGUUUUUUCUUUUCUACUCUGUCUCUGUAGGACUCCAUUUUGUUGCCCCGGCCCACUUUUUACGUCGAGAAGAUGCCACGGGGCAAGGACCACCGCAGAGCCCGUGCCAGGAACUUCGCGCCCAUGGACCUGGGACCGACUGGCCAUCCAAGCCCGAGUGCUCCGAGUUCACGCUCCGGCACUGGGUUUAGGCACCCCGUGCGAAGAUGGCCAGUGUCUUCUGCCACCGGGAAGAGCCACAAGUGCCUUGUGCCGCCAGAGUCUCCCGGGGAGAAGUUCGUCCUGGUGGUAGGAGACUCCCACCUUCGCGCCCUGGUGGACGGGAUCGUCCGGAUGCCUGGGGGUGGGGGCAUGACCUUCGGGUUCAUGUCCACCCCUGGCGCCAGUGCAGCCGAGCUGUACAAAGAGGUAAGGCACGCAAACAUUCCACGUACCCCCGAUCUUGUGUGUCUUCUCGCCCCCAGCAACAACCUGACGGCCAGCCGGACGCUCCCCGAGGCAGCUGUGGACUUCAGGCGGCUCCUGACUCUGCUCCAGUCCAAGUGGUCCAAGCUCUUCGUCCUGGACUUCCCGCCUCGCCUGACUGUGGCCCCGGACCUGCAGACGUUCCUCCGCCAGGACUUCAACCGAGUGGCGGCGCAGAUGGGCAUUAAGUACCUGUCUGUUGCUGAGCACUUCAGCUUGGACCACUUGGCGCUGUGGGCCCGCGAUGGGGUCCACCUGAGUGACGAUGGAGGGAUGGUCCUUCUGGCUUCCCUGCUGUGGAACUACUCUGCUCUGCAGCUGGUGGAGCCAGAGGUCCAGGCGCCUCCUCCUGCGUCGCCCCGGCCUGCCGUGCGGCGAGUCACUCCUAAGGUGGUUGUGAGGGAGCACCCUGUGUCCCCUCCUCCAACCAACCCUUUUGAGUGGGCUUGCAAGGUAGGGAAGGCAAAGAAAGCCAGUCCUUCGGGUGCAGACCGCUCUCCUCUGGCAUCCUGGCACGGGCGGGGAUUGGAGCAGGCUGCUCCUCUCCCGGUGUCGCCCGUGCGCUUCAGCCCUGCUAUUCUGGAUCUGAUGGACAAAUUUUACCCGUCAGAUCUGGACUGUGCUGGAGCUGCUGCGCCUGUUCCCGCUGGGAACAAGGUAACUGUUUUGUCUUGA
Oryzias latipes (Japanese medaka) is the source of this 1525-nucleotide messenger RNA. Lineage: Eukaryota; Metazoa; Chordata; Actinopteri; Beloniformes; Adrianichthyidae. The record is from RefSeq and is a predicted model, not a curated record.